This is a messenger RNA of Biomphalaria glabrata, 1282 nucleotides long. RefSeq lists its product as uncharacterized. The record is from RefSeq and is a predicted model, not a curated record. Lineage: Eukaryota; Metazoa; Mollusca; Gastropoda; Planorbidae. The transcript has 5 exons. The coding region runs from base 175 to 741 and encodes 188 amino acids.
CUUGAAGCUAAAUUGUUGUAGACAUACUACUGCUGACGUAAUACAUCAAAACUUAUCACACAAAAACUCGUAAAUAAACGGAAGUACAGACAUCUUGUCAGCUUUAAGGCGCAUGUUGUUUGAGCCGAAUGUUAUACUUUGUAACGAGUCUUUCCAGAAAGUGAUUCGUCCAUCAUGCAUCAGGCGUUUGAACAUUGUCACUACCAUCGUGAUGCGCCCCACCAAUCAGAUUCCUUGGCUAGUAUGUGUUGGCCAAUCAUUCAACAGCAAAAACCACUGACUGUGUUAGAGAAGGCAGCUAUGUCAUCACGACCUCCCAGAAAUGAUGUAAGCUGGCCGGUGUCCGAGCCGUGGCGGAGGAAUCUUCAACAGCCACGCUGUGGAGGUCAAGGACGUUGCCAGGGAGACCCACAGGUGUGCAACUCUAAGUACAGAUACGGUGUGGAUGACGUGGGUCCCUGUCCAUCCGAAGCUUCAUGCAGGCAGGCUUACUGCUGCGCACCAUGUCCACCGGAGUGCCCCAACCCGUGCCCCGCCCCUUCGGGAUGUAACAGACUGACAUCACGGUGUUUUGAUUGGCCCAUUCCCCGUAGAGACAUCUGCCCAGCCGUCGAGACCAACGCGGACAUGCGCCAAAACAGAGCAGACUUGAACGAUCAAUCCAAACAACCCGAGAGAUGUCCCACUUGUAAGCGCGUUGUGGUGGACCUGGAGUGUGGACCUCUGGGAUACAAUUAUUAACUUCAUCAACAAACAUAUCAAGUUCUGAUGUCUAAUAUUUUCUGCAAAUAGUGUUUUUUAAACACACGAAGAUAGUACAUUACAGUUAUAUAUAAGUGUUACUCGUGGAUACAAUUAAUUUCUAAAUUGUGAAAAUACAUUUUAAAAUUGAUAGUGUAAAUCUGAGUAUAAAUGUAUAUAUUUCAACUUUCUGAAAAUAUUUUUCAAUUUGUUAAAGUCUACAAAAUAAUUAGUGUCCGAAAUCUCCUAUUUUGUGCAGACUAUUUGUUCUACUAGCAACAUCCAUUCUAGAAUAUAAUUCUCACUUUUUUUGUUUUUGUUUUUGUUUUAUACACAUUUAUCCUUCAAUGUGUAGGGAGGUGGGGUGUUGGGUAUGCGCAGUAAUAUUAUCGUCUGCAAUGAUAUUACUUUAAAUUGGUUCAGUUCCUGUGAAUGAAAACAAAACAUUGUAAAACACAACGGAACAUUAUUAUAAAGAAACGAAAGAAACUAUUUUUUUUAAAUAAUAAAAAGAAAACGUACCUUAUGCUGAACGAGUCAA